UUUAACUAUUUCAACCAAAAAAAACCUCAAGCUCCAAACGAGCACUAAGGGUCCUCCAAAAUCAAAGCAGUAGAAAUACGACGGCGUAACGGCCUGAGAAGCCUCUAUUAUCGUCAUCGAAGUCGAGGAAGUGGUCUUGCAAAGGAAACGGAUGACUCUUUCUUUCUUCAAUUAUGGCAUCAAUUUGGGCCUUCCAACUUCAUGCCUCUUCGUUUCCGCCUUCAAUCUGUGUUUCGAGUCAUCAAAUUUCGUCAAAUGUGCUGGAAAUUAGAACCAAAUUGAGGUUUAAUUACGGUUGCCUGGAUUGGAAUCGAAAGAGGACUUGUCGAAAGUUUGUGUUGGGAGCUUUGAGCGAUUCUGGGAGCUCUGUUGACGACAACAAGCGCAUUCAAAAUGAGGUUGUUGAUGCCAAGAGAGGGAGGGUGCUGCUGGAAAAUUUGAAAUUUCAAGCUGCAAGAUUGCAAGAAACGGUUUCUUCUUUUCCUCCCGUAGUUUUCGUGAUGAAAAGACAGUCUGGAACUAAUUUUGCAAUUGGGCUGUGUAUUUUGGCAACAAUAUUGGUUAUUGCGGUGAGACUUUAUGUGGUGAAGAAGUCAAGGUAUAGCCAUCCUGGCUCUGUAGCUGAUCUUGUUAGGCGUGGCCAGCUAAGAUCUGAUAGAAGAGGCAUCUCAGCACCUCUCAAAUAUGAAGAUCCAUUCAAUAACCCAUUGGUGAAGGUUGGUAAGAGCACUUCAACUAUUGAGAUGUGUGGAAAGGUUUAUCGCUUAGCACCAGUGACUCUCACAAAAGAGCAACAAACCAUCCAUCAAAAGAGGAGAUCACAUGCAUAUCAGUGGAAAAGACCAACAAUAUUUCUUAGAGAGGGUGAUCCAAUACCCCCUGAUGUGGACCCUGAUACAAUUAGGUGGAUUCCUGCAAAUCAUCCUUUUGCAACUACUGCCAGUGACAUUGAUGAAGAUUUGGCUCAAAACAAUAUGUACCAGAAACAUGGUGUUCCAUUCCGUAUUCAGGCUGAGCAUGAGGCACUGCAGAGAAAGCUUGAAGCACUACAGAGUGGACAAAAACUUAAUAAGUUAGUCGUAGAUCCUGGUGCUGCCAAAGAUUUUGAAAGACCAUUCAAAUCCCAUCUGAAGCCAGAUGAGCAUUUAGAACAAAGCUUACCUUCUAAUCAUUUGGGCUCCAACCCUUCCAAAUCAAAGCAAGUCCCCAACUCCUUUGGAAGCAAUUCAAACUCUGAAGAAAUGCCAAAAGCCUAGGGUACAUCUGUGUUGCAGCAAUAUUCUUCCCACCUCUCGAGUUGCAGCAACCACCAAUCUUUGGAAUUUUGUGAAGAAAGAGUCGAACUAUUUGAAGUUGACACCAGAGGCUCUGUGUCGUCCUGUUGCAAGUCCAAAGAUCUAAUUCAAACUGGCAAAGGGUCACAAGUGUAAAUAAUAGUAGCAAAUACACCAGAGGCUCUGUGUCGUCCUGUUGCAAGUCCUGUGUUCUCUAAUUUUCAUAUUGCUAUAUAUUUCUUUGGAGAGCCUUCUAUGUACAAUACAAUCAUUAUAUCCCUCUAUUACAGCCUUGAACAUCAGCAUCGCCACUAAUAGUAGCAAAUAAUAAGAUGGUUACUAUUAGUACUACCUGAUUUCUUUGA
Camellia sinensis is the source of this 1639-nucleotide messenger RNA. The record is from RefSeq and is a predicted model, not a curated record. NCBI's taxonomy places the organism in Eukaryota, Viridiplantae, Streptophyta, Magnoliopsida, Ericales, Theaceae.